Molecule: messenger RNA, 826 nt
Organism: Eruca vesicaria subsp. sativa (arugula)
Lineage: Eukaryota; Viridiplantae; Streptophyta; Magnoliopsida; Brassicales; Brassicaceae
Source: the annotation of a GenBank genome assembly
CCAUCAUCAACCACUUAAAACCUUCUAAGCAGGAGAUAGAGAGAAAUUACUUUUUCCCUUUCUUGUAAGAUUCUCAAAUCAACUAAAGAAAAUGGCUUUUUGGUCUGCUGAGAAUGCUACUAAAGCCUACCUUACUACAUUGAAAACGGAUCAAAGAACAAAAGAACCAAACGUGGCUGAAUUCAUAUCGGCUCUAGCCGCCGGAAAUAACGCAAGAAAGAUCACCGUGGCUUGUGCCGGAGCAGCAAACGCUGACAUACUCGUUGCCCUAAUCGCCGCGGCUAAUCAAACGCGCGGUCAAGUGGUAUGCGUUUUACGUGGCAUCGAAGAACUAAUCAUAUCCAAGAAAAUGUUGGAACCAUCAGAGAUUCAUCAUAUACAAUUCGUAGUGGGAGAAUCUAACGACAACAAUCUAAUUAAUGAUCAUUUUGGAAAAGCCGAUUUCGUCCUCGUCGAUUGUAACCUCGAGAACCACCAAGAUAUCGUUAGAAAGAUCGUUCAUCACCAUGAAGAAAACGCAAGAACCGGCGGUGGAAGCGGUGCGGCGGUUGUGGUGGGUUAUAACGCGUUUUCGAGAGGAUCUUGGAGGUUUAGUGAUGGGAGGAAAACACAGUUUUUACCUAUAGGUGAAGGGUUGCUGGUGACAAGGGUCAACGAUGAUGGUAGCUAUAGCCAGAAGAUGAUGAAAAAGAACAAUGAUGAUCAUCAUCAGCAUCAUGACCAUGUGAGAAAGAGUCAUUGGGUUGUGAAAGUUGAUAAGUGCACAGGAGAGGAGCAUGUGUUUAGGGUUAGGAUUCCACGAGGAGAAGCCAUUAUUGAAGCUUAA